Molecule: messenger RNA, 4488 nt
Organism: Microtus oregoni (creeping vole)
Lineage: Eukaryota; Metazoa; Chordata; Mammalia; Rodentia; Cricetidae
Gene: Irak4
Product: interleukin 1 receptor associated kinase 4
Exons: 13
Coding region: 881-2275 (464 amino acids)
Biological process (GO): signal transduction; protein phosphorylation
Cellular component (GO): plasma membrane
Molecular function (GO): ATP binding; magnesium ion binding; protein serine/threonine kinase activity
Source: RefSeq, a predicted model, not a curated record
UCUCUCGUGGUGGGGAGUAGAGGAAGCUGUCAGACAGCCAGUCAACAGGUGGAGGGAGGGACAAGCUCAGUACUGCUUGGAAGAAUAAAAAUGAGGAGAAAAAGCAAAGCCCUAGAGAGCCAGAAAGCUCCAGUCGCUUUCGGAAUGGACACAGUGCCCCAAAAUAGAAGAUUUAAAAAAAAAAUCGACUUUUCCGUUCCGGCUUUCCAAGGAAGAAACUACACAAGUGGGAGACUAUUCUGGGAGUAAGCCUUCAAGAUAUAUGUCAAAGAGCUCAGGUUUCUUUUAUAUUCCUAUUUUCAUGCUAAACAUUUUUGCUACCUGCAUGUUCCAGACUGACCUGAUCUCCCAGGCCAAACUUCGGCCUUUACAGUCUUGCCUCCGUCCUGUUUCUGGUCAAAGCAGAAAACCCUGGUGCCGCCUUUGCCCUCUCUAUUAUCAGCAGACUUCUGUGGAUUGCCCUGCAGAAUGCACCUAGCGCUAGGGUGCCCUUUCAACCUUCCGCGUAAACUUUUGGUGUAUGUCCAGUCACCUCUUCCUGUUUCUUUGUCCUUACUCUGCGCACCUCCAGGAAACCUCCGCUCUAGGGAUGAAUACAGAAAUAUCUGCACUCCCGUCGGAACUUCCACUGUCUCUUCUCUCAACUCAGAAGAUAAGCAAUUCAAAGGCCCUGAUCAAUCCCUCAUCUCUCAUCGCGCCUGCUUCUUGCUGUUUGUCUGUGGAAACGGUUAGGUCUCGCACCCAGCACAAAAGGUCAGAAGGUGCCUUGGCAAAGACACAUCUUUACAGUGUACAAAAAGGUUAUUCCGUAGCAACCUUGUGGGAACACUAAGAGGUCAAGUUAAAGAGGAAAAUUUUUAGAUGGUGAUUAAGGUAGAAGAUGAACAAGCCCCUGACACCAUCCACAUACGUGCGCAGCCUCAAUGUCGGACUCAUUAGGAAGCUGUCGGAUUUUAUUGAUCCUCAAGAAGGAUGGAAGAAAUUAGCAGUAGCUAUUAAAAAGCCGUCUGGUGAUGAUAGAUACAAUCAGUUUCAUAUAAGGAGAUUCGAAGCCUUACUCCAAACUGGGAAAAGCCCCACGUGUGAGCUGCUGUUUGACUGGGGCACCACAAACUGCACAGUUGGGGACCUUGUGGAUCUUCUGAUCCAGAUUGAGCUUUUUGCCCCUGCUACUCUCCUGUUGCCGGAUGCUGUUCCCCAACCUGUCAGCAGUAUACCGUCUAGAGAAGCUGCAACGGUGGCACAGACACACGGGCCCUGCCAUGAAACAGUCAGGACAUCGGUGACGCUUAUGCCAAGGCUAGAGCAGAGCUGUGGUCAGCCUGACUCCUCAAGCUCAGACGACAAAAGUUCAGCAUCCAGUGACACUGGUACCCGUUUCCACAGUUUUUCAUUUUAUGAGUUGAAGAGCAUCACCAACGACUUCGAUGAGCGACCUGUUUCUGUCGGCGGCAGCAGAAUGGGAGAGGGAGGCUUCGGAGUGGUGUACAAAGGCCACAUGAAGGACACGGCUGUGGCGGUGAAGAAGCUGGGAGCGAUGGUUGAAAUCAGCACUGAGGAACUAAAGGAACAGUUUGAUCAAGAAAUUAAAGUAAUGGCAAAGUGUCAGCACGAGAACCUGGUGGAGCUACUCGGCUUCUCAAGCGACAGCGACAACCUGUGCUUAGUAUAUGCUUACAUGCCCAAUGGCUCCUUGCUCGACAGACUGUCCUGCUUGGAUGGCACUCCACCACUCUCUUGGCACAUGAGAUGCAAGAUCGCUCAGGGUGCAGCUAAUGGCAUAAGUUUUCUCCACGAAAAUCAUCAUAUUCAUAGGGAUAUCAAAAGUGCAAAUAUUCUACUAGACAAAGACUUUACCGCCAAAAUAUCUGACUUUGGGCUUGCGCGGGCUUCUGCAAAGUUUGCCCAGACAGUCAUGACCAGUCGAAUCGUGGGCACAACGGCUUACAUGGCACCUGAAGCUUUGCGAGGAGAAAUAACGCCCAAAUCGGACAUCUACAGCUUUGGCGUGGUUUUAUUAGAGCUAAUCACCGGACUUGCGGCUGUGGAUGAAAACCGUGAACCUCAACUACUACUGGAUAUUAAAGAAGAGAUAGAGGAUGAAGAGAAGACGAUCGGGGAUUACACCGACGAGAAGAUGGAUGACGCGGACCCUGCGUCCAUCGAAGCCAUGUACGCUGCAGCUAGUCAGUGUCUGCACGAAAAGAAGAACAAGAGGCCGGACAUUGCGAAGGUUCAACAGUUGCUGCAAGAGAUGCCUGCUAAACAAGAGUGAAAUAGACUAUAUAUAUAUAUAAUCUACGUAUAACACACUCGAUAAGCACUCACCCUUCACCUUUGUUUUUUAACGUCUUGUGGUCCUGAAGACUGAACAAGCACUUUGGCACUGAGCUACAUCACCAGCCUGGUUUUUGGUUUUGUUUUCCUAAAUGGUCUUUAUGUUUAACACGGCAGCAUGGUGCACUGUACUGACUGAUUAACGGAUGCGUUGACCCGCUGCCAAAGUGACAGUAGCAUGGUGGCACUUGGCCCCACCUCCUUUGUAUGGAGAUCAUUUUCCAUGGCAAUAUCAUCAAAUUACAGCAACUACAAGAUUCAGAAAAACAGUACAGCACUAGGGAGACCCUAGGGUUUGGGGUUUUGUUGUUGUUGGCCCUAGAAGUCCUGAUACUCUCUCUCUACAGACCAGGCUGACCUCGAGCUCAGAAAUCUGCCUGCCUCUGCCUCCUCUGCCUGUGCCACUACCAUAUAGCCAGAGACCCUGGUUUGAAGCUCAGCAGACUCCGCUAAUCUCCUGUAAAGCUCUGGUCCAGCUCUCAGCUACCCUAAACCUCAGAUUUGGCUUUUCUGUCUUGUUAAUGAACUCUGUGCUCCUGUAAAUAACUCUUCCUAUGCUCCUGGUACUUAACCCCAACCUGUACAUAACUUCCAUGGCUCCUCCCACCGCUCCUCCAUGGCUCCUCCCACCACUCCUCCAAUACGUAACCCCCACACCUCCUCCUGUACGUUACCCCCACCCCUGCUCCUUUAACCCUAAUUAAACUCAUUGGGUCACCAUGGGUGGACUCAAUCAUUCAGUCUGCCUUUGAUAUCCUAAUUUGAAUGAAUAGAUGCUUGCUUGUCUCCCCCAGGGAAAACUCACACACUUAGUACUUUAUGUGGGGCGUAACAGAACCAAUGAUCAGCUUGGGGGUGGUACUUGCAUUGUCUCUGCUAUGUGCAAUAAGACAGCAACUGGAGCUGAUCUGUCUGAGGGUGGAGCACCCACCCAAGGGGACAAUCCUGAUGUCAUCCCUUCCCAUGUGGCAAGAAUGGCAGGCUCUUUUGCUGUACUGGGUGGUUUUAUGUGUCAGCUUGACACAAGCUAGAGUCUGCAGGGAGCAGGCGCCUCCACUGAGGAAAUACCUCCUUGAGAUCCAGCUGUAAGGCAUUUUCUCAUUUAGUGAUCAAUAGGGGAAGACCCAGCCCAAGGUGGGUGGUGCCAUCCCUGGGCUGCUGGUCCUGUGUUCCAUAAAAAAGGUGAGCUAAGCAAGCCAGAAGAAGCAAGCCGGUCAGUAGCACUUCUCCACGGCCUCCGGGUUCCAGCCCCGCUUGAGUUCCUGUCCUGACUUCCUUCAGUGAUGAACAGAAAGGCUGAAGUGUGAGCCAGAUAAACCCCUUUCUUCCCGACUUGCUUUCUGGUCAUAGUGUUUUGUCACAGCAAUGGAAACGCUAACGAAGACACUUGCUGUAGUGGUGGCUGCAUUGGUCCUGCCUGAGUGAAAAGACACGUAAACAAGACAGCAGUGGUCCGCCUGCAGGCGGAGUCUCUGUGAGGAAAGUUCCAGAAAGGCCAUCUUCUUGUCGGUAUGCAAUGGCAUGCCCCCUUGAUGAGUGGAAUCAGCUGGCCAUUUCAGACUACAAUAAGAAAAAGGUGCAGAUUCUGCCCUCUGCAUUAUUCUCUGAAUUGGCAUGUAAAAUGAAAGAAAAAAAAUGAGACCAGGGCAAAUGUCCUUUAAUGCCAUUGGGAGGUAGAGCCAGGCAGUCUCUGUGAGCUUGAUACCAGCUAGGGCUAGAGUGUAUCUUUCUCUCUCUCUCUCUCUCUCUCUCUCUCUCUCUCUCUCUCUCUCUCUUUCCCCCACGGAAAUGGUAUGGCAGUGAAGUAUACUAAAAAAAAGUUUCUUCUAUUCCAAGGGACUGGAAUUUUUCUGGACCUCACAGCCAGUAAAUAAAAUUCCUUGCGGUCACUUAAGGCUGAUCUCCUACUGUGUAGUCAGCCCGUUUGCUGAGCCCACAUUUAAGAGAACAGUGUAACAAUCAACCUUAUUUGCCUUUGAUUCCCAUAUAGUCUACUUUUACAACCAAAGCAAUGAAUAGUUGUAAUCUUGAGUUAUCUAGUCUUCCGUGUCCCUGACCUAGGAGUAAUACAUGUAUGCUUUGUUUGUUUGUAUUGUGAUAAUCAUUUGAUGAAAACAGCAAAUAUAUAUUGAAAGCAAUCUUUUGAAAGCG